AUGUGGGGGUAUCGAGUGGUCAUACCCGAAGCGUGCCGGGAUAAGGUGUUAGAAAUAAUACAUGAGCCACACAUGGGUAUCGUCAAGUCGAAGGCUCUGGCUCGCUCAUAUGUGUGGUGGGCCGGCAUCGACGAGGCCGUGGAGGGGGCCUGCCGCGCGUGCAGCGCGUGCGCCGCCACCGCCGCCGCGCCGCCGCAGCACGCGCCGCGCCCGUGGCCGUGGCCGCGCCGGCCGUGGUCUCGCAUUCACCUAGACUUUAUGGGGCCUAUACUGGGAAAAACUUACUUGGUGGUCAUAGAUGCGAUGUCCAAAUGGAUCGAAGUGUUCCAAGUUCCCAGCACUUCAGCUAGUUCCACAAUAGAUAGGGAAGCAUUGCGAGACCUGCCUCAAGGUCUCACCAUGAAGAGGCACGUGCGAGCCAAGCUUUCCGCGUCUGUCAGCCUGAGAUCCAAAAGGCGGCCCAUAUCCAUGACCAAGAGGCUCAAGUAUAGGAUGGGGUUUGCUGUCAAAAGGUUCCGCGAGCGUCUGCGCGACUUCACAUUCAGCAUCGAGCUGUGGUACGAAGCGAUCAGAAACAUCGAGGGUCACUUCGGCUCGGCCGUGGGCUCGUACUUCUACUUCCUGCGCUGGCUGUUCGUGCUGGACGUCUUACUGGCUGUCUUCGUGGUCUCCUUCGUGGUGGUGCCUCAGGCCCUGUAUGAUAGUGGAGCUAAUAGUACAGGAGUCCAAUGGAGCUUCUUGGACUUCAUUUCUGGGAAGGGAAGUUUCGAGGACUCGCUCCUGUUCUACGGGCACUACCACUCCGGAGACAUAUCAGCAGGCUCGCCGCUGACCUACAGCAUGCCCUUCGCCUACUUCUUCACCAUGGUCUGUCUUUACCUGGUGGUCUUCGCUGUGCUGUGCUACAGGACGGCGUAUUCUUACCGGCGCAAUUUCAUCGAGACGGCGGGCGGUGUGCCGCACGCGCUGGCCAACAAACUGUUCUGUGGUUGGGACUUCGGCGUCGUCACGCGCCAGGCCGCCGCGCUUAAUGCUACAAGCAUCUACAACGAGCUCAAGGAACUCCUCAGCGAACAAAACAAAAACAAAGAAUCGGCUUCGCUCUGCACUCGCAUCGGGCGGAACCUGGCGAAUGUGAUCGUAACGACCGUCGUGAUAGGGUCUAUAAUCGCUCUGGAGUAUGGGCUGUGGAUGUUGUUGAGCGCUGAGGUUAAAAUUCAGAAUUGGGAAGUGAUUAUAUCCGUGAUCAUCACCGCUGCUGUCGCUUUGUGUCCGCUACUCUUUAAUCUGAUUGUAAGGCUAGAGUUCUACGAACCACGUACAGCUGUGUACGUGACGCUGGCUCGCACGUGGCUACUGGAUGUUGGCACCCUGAUGCUGCUGCUUGGAUAUUGGUCACGCUCGGACGCGCCCUGCUGGGAGACGACGUUCGGGCAGGAGGUGUACCGGCUGGUGUUGCUAGAUGCGAUCGUGUCGCUGUUUGUACUGCCCGUUGUAGAAGGCCUGAGAGCUUUGUUUUAUCAUAAGUUCAACCCUAACGGCAAGGCGCCAGAGUUCAACAUCGCUUACAACUCGCUGACGGUGAUCUACAACCAGGCAGCGCUGUGGUUCGGCGCUUUAUUCGCACCUCUACUGGUGGUUGCGGUGGCGCUGAAGCUGCUUUGUUUAUUCUACGUCAAGCGUAUUUGUGCGCUGCGAGCCUGCCAGCCGGCUAGAAAGGUAUGGCGCGCGGCGCAAACGCAGACAGUUUUCUACAUGCUGGUCACCCUUUCGCUGUUUACCACUCUUUUCGGCAUCGGCUCCUUAUUCUUCUGGAAAUCCUCCCAAGAAUGCGGGCCAUUCCGUUCGUACGCGUUUGUCUAUGAAGUGGUCAGUGAAGGCGUGCUACGGCUGUCUGAGCGACCUACUACGAGGCGCGUGCUUGCAUUUAUUACGCGUCCCGGCGCUGUAGCGUUCCUUAUGCUGGCUCUGUGUGUGUGCGUGUAUUACGUGCGAGCGCGCGCGCGAGCGCAGCGAUCCAUGGUGCGUCUGCUGCGCCAGAUGCUGGUGCUACAAGCUAAAGACAAGGAGUUCCUGCUGCACGCCAUCACCAAGGUGUCUAAUGGAGAAUGGCUCUACAGUCCGAAGAGUCCAACCGAGGGUCCAGACAGUCACACGUGGAAGUACCUGAACGAAGUCCGCAAGCCUUCCAACGCGGGUUACCAGCUGGAUGCGUCCCGAUUGUCGCACUCUUUCCCGGAUAGGCCGCGCUCGCAGGCGCCGAGGGAUGAUGGAGACACCGAUAGUUCCUUUAGUUGGCAGGGCUCAAGCAACUGCUUGCACCAAGGCGAAGCCGCUGGGAACAAGUGGCUGUAAUCCUUAUGAUUCUAAGUAAUUCUAACUAAAGCCUGGUCCGUGAGCACGUAGAAUCCCGUCCAAUGACCCCAAGUUACCCAUCCUUAUCGCUCGCG
Molecule: messenger RNA, 2450 nt
Organism: Ostrinia furnacalis (Asian corn borer)
Lineage: Eukaryota; Metazoa; Arthropoda; Insecta; Lepidoptera; Crambidae
Product: transmembrane channel-like protein 3
Exons: 13
Coding region: 1-2355 (784 amino acids)
Cellular component (GO): plasma membrane
Molecular function (GO): mechanosensitive monoatomic ion channel activity; nucleic acid binding
Source: RefSeq, a predicted model, not a curated record